Messenger RNA from Perkinsus marinus ATCC 50983, 869 nucleotides. Its product is annotated as deoxyribose-phosphate aldolase, putative. The record is from RefSeq and is a predicted model, not a curated record. Gene Ontology annotation, cellular component: cytoplasm. The transcript has a single exon. Gene Ontology annotation, molecular function: deoxyribose-phosphate aldolase activity. Lineage: Eukaryota; Perkinsozoa; Perkinsida; Perkinsidae. Gene Ontology annotation, biological process: carbohydrate catabolic process; deoxyribonucleotide catabolic process. Bases 19 to 783 code for a protein of 254 amino acids.
AUCAAUCCAUACUACAUAAUGUCUUUCCCCGUUCCAUUCUUCAAGGGUAUGACUCCCGUCCCUCCUACUUUCACUUGCCCUAAUGCUUAUGCUAGUGAUAAGGCCCCUGAGAAGAGGAAUAAGUUUAUUGAUCAUACUCAGCUUGCCGCUGAUGCCACUGAGGAGAAGAUUCGCAAGUUGUGCGCUGAGGCCAAGCAGUACGACUUCGCCAGUGUCUGCAUAAAUGCUUGCUGGGUUCCUCUCGCCCACGAGCUCCUCAAGGACACCGAUGUUAGGGUUUGCACUGUUGUUGGAUUCCCUCUUGGUGCUACCUCGACUGCUGCCAAGUCCCUUGAGGCUGUCGAGGCUGUUAAGGACGGUGCUAAGGAGGUCGAUAUGGUCAUUAACAUUGGCUACAUCAAGAGUGGUUCUUGGGAUAAAGUUGAGGAUGAUGUUUACAGCGUUGUCCACUCUGUCCGCGCUUAUUUGGCUAACCAGAAGGCUAACCCCGAAACCGAUGGUGUUGUCGUGAAGGUUAUCCUUGAGUGUUGCCUUUUGACUGACGAGGAAGUUGUCAAGGCUUGCAAUGUCUGUGUUGACGCCGGUGCCGAUUUCGUAAAGACCAGCACGGGUUUCAGCAAGUAUGGUGCUACUGUCCACCAUGUGAAGCUUAUGCGUGAGACUGUUGGUUCCAGAUGCGGUGUGAAGGCUGCUGGUGGUAUCCACACCAAGCAGGAGAUGGAUGAUCUCAUUGCUGCUGGUGCCACUCGUAUCGGUGCUUCCAAGGGAGUUGCACUAAUGUAACUUUCUCAGCUGUUUUAUGCUAUUGAAUGAAUCAUACUAUGUCUAGUUUACAAGAUGCUUGCGGGGGAAUCAUCCGCGAGGUCUGU